CGUAGUAUCUGAAGCGAAAUCGAUUUCUGUUUCAAAGCCAGUGGAAGAAUUCUAUUUUCUUAAUUGUGAAGAAAUUUUAAAACUACAAGGAGAUACCUUUAAACUUAGACGUCUUUUCUACGACUUGUUCGUAAAUAUUAUUAAAGAAAAUCUUCCAACUUCCUUUGCAAUUGAUAUAUUGGCUAAUUAUUUUUCUAAAAUUGAAGAAGUACUAAAGCACAAAAUAGAAAAUCUUAUAGUGGACUUAAUAUGGAAUUUUGAACUUGAAACUUGUAAGGGCCAACAAUCUGAGAAUAAUCGCUCCGUUUUUGUUAAUUUUACGAAGUCGCUUUUGAGUCACUCUAUUAUAAAGGCGGAACUGGUUAAAAGACGACUAGAUCCUCACUUUCUAUCAGAAAUCUCGUUGAUCCGGUCUGUGGAAUCAUGGAAUAUUGCCUUUAGGCGAAUUCGAACCAAACUCGUUUAUAAGCAGAAGAAGUUUAAUCUUCUUAGAGAGGAGAGCGAAGGGUAUUCCAAACUGGUGGUGUUACUUUCUCCCCUCGUUGUUGAGGACAACCAGAGUGCUGUUGAAGUCUUUUCUCAAAUCAAGUCGCUUGUCGGUUAUUUUGACUUGGAUCCCAAUCGUGUUUUAGGAAUCCUUUUGGAAGCCUUUGAAGUGCAUAUUUGCGAGGCGCUGGCAGAUGGAGCACAACAGCUUGAACGCAACUCAGUUUUCCAUAACAUUGUGCAAUUUUUUACAACUCUCCUUCAGACCUUUGAUUUUUCAGCGCAGUCCCUCUGUGCUUUGCUGGGAUUUCGUUACAAAAGCUUCAAGGAAUCUGACGUUCCGGCGCCUCUUUCUUUUUCCUUGGUCUCUGCUUUUCUAAUAACCCGCGGAUUGGUCAAGUUAGAGGACGUGUUGCCCUAUUUGCAUCCCUCAGUGGAUAUAAUGAGCGAAAAGGCCAAUCUAAUUUUUAAAACUGCCGAUGCAGCUGCUAAAGAUUUGUUGAUGGUUAAUUUGUCGCUGAACGACAACGAAGUUAGAGGCAUUGAGCAGUUGAAAACGGAAGCGUUUUGUAGAUACAAGUUGGAACUUUACAAAGACCUGGUUUCUUAUGGAGAAAAGAAUCAAACUGUAGGUCUUUCGCUGGCACUCCUGAAAAUCGGCAAUUGGACUUUGUGCCGGAAACUUCUUAUUUCUGUUCCGCGGGGACUAGCCUUUGCUUAUCCUCCGCUCAGCAAGCUCCUGCAGGGCGCCGUGCACCGGGCCAUACAGCCUUUAUACGACUCAAUUCGACCUCUGGGUUCUUCCACGCCUCUCCGGCACGCUGAGCUGCUCGAGUCCUUUCCCGAGAUCGGCAGGGUGGCGACAGUCGAUGGUUUAUCUGACAAGGUCUUUCCUAUGCUGAAUGAGCUCGGCUGCUACUGCGACGAUCCCGUUCUGAUAGCUAAACUUUGUCGAAUCGGGAAAGUCAUUGUCGAGAAGGGGCUGAGCGUAGACCCCACCUUGACCUCCUCUGCAACUCUGCAGGAAUUCGUUGAUGUAGUGUGUCUUUGUAUUCUUCCGAGUCUCUCUGCUAUGGAGAGCAACCCCGGUUUAUUGGAGGAGUUAUGGCAGGCCAUCCGGAAACUGCCGUACCAUUUGCGCUAUCACAUUUAUGCCAGGUGGAAGCAUCAGACCUACCAGCAGCAGCCAACCCUUGUGAUCUGUAGGGCGUUCACCAUCUUUUCCUCGAAACGCUGGAUGAGGCGCAUUUCUUCCGAUGAUAAAAAAGUUAAAGACAGUGGAAGGAAGCUAGGAAAAAUUGCCAACGGCAGUCCUCUUAUCGUAUUAAGCGAUAUCAUCGCUAAACUCAAACGGUACGAUAACUUUGUUGUUCCGGUCGUCGAAUGCACAAAGUUUUUGACGGCCCUUUCAAGGGAUUCCAUGCUAUAUUGUUUGAUAGAAGCACUUACUGUCGAGGAUUGUAGUGUUUACGUGGACUCUGGACAGGGUCAGGCCACCUGGCAUAAAUCAUUGUCAAAUUUCAUUGGUUUGUCUCUAAAAAAGUUUAAAGUUGAUGGUUCCGGUAUCCUACAGUUUAUCGCCAAGCACCUCAUGAAUAACAACGUCGAUCACCUUCUUAUUCUUGAAGAACUGAUUACCAAAAUGGGAGGAAUCGAAACCGAAAAUGUUCAGGUUCUUUCCGAAAGUCAAGUUACUGCUAUGGCUGGCGGUUCUUUGCUUAAACAAGAGGUUAACCCGUCACUGCACAUGCCUCUUGUCCCAGACGACGUACCUUCAGUGCAGGAGUCCAUCGUCAGUAGUAGGAACAUGAGCAAUUCAACGGAGCGUCUGAAAAACACUCUACUCAGCAACGGCAUCGCCACGUCCCUGCUGUUGUCAUUGGCUCAACAGCGCUCGCGGGUUUUGUAUGUAGAAGAUAAAACGCGCCUCGAGCACCGUAAAGUUCUCGGCUUCGUUUAUGAUACUACGCACGACGUUUUGAUGCAGCUCUGUAAAUUUUAUGCAGUUUCAUUUGAAACUGACGCUCUAGAAUUGCCAUCUUUAGUCAGUCUAUUACAGGAGUACCACCUCGAACCCGAAGUCGCCUUCACUAUAGUUCGACCAGCUCUUAGAAGAAGGCUACUGGAAAGGCAGAGCACUAAUGCUGCCGUUACAAGGGCGCAGGAGCAGCAGAACUUUGUUGAGGCUCUAGACGAAGUAGUUGAGAUAAUAGUUCCUGUUGCUGAAAAAAUAAUUGCGAGCGAAAAAGCAUGGAUUUGUAUAUCUCCCCGACUCUAUGCUGUUUUCUGGAUACUAGAGCACGCAGACUUGGAGCACGCCGCCCACCUAUAUGAAAAGAAGAUACAAACCUACAAAGCGGAACUAGCGUCGCUGGAUGAUUCGGACACAAAGAGGAGAAAAGAAAAGGAAAUAUUGUUGAAAAACCUUGAAAUCGAGAAAAACACUAGGCUGAAGCACUGCGAGAAUGUGCACCAUUACCUGAAACAAGCAUGCACAGGCUGGUUUAAAAAAACCAUUAAGGUUCCGGAGGCUAAGGAAGUGGCUUCGUACUUUCACAUGCUUUGUAUAGCGCCCAGAAAGCUGUAUAGUGUUUCAGACGCUCUCUUUUGCCACUCAUUUACAAAGUUGUUGCAAUCCUUUAAUACAAGCAACUAUCCUGCACUUCUUCAUUAUGACUUGAUAUUUUACGAAGUGGUCAGUGUGCUGGAUGCGGGCUCUCUGAACGAAGUUUACCGCUUCGGUUACUAUUUGUGUGCGCUGCUGGACCAUUUGGAAUCGUGGCACAGCGAUAAAAGCAUAUAUGAGAAGGAGUACAGUGCGUGUUGGAAUUCGGGAGACAGAAAAAUCAGUGAUACUCUUUUCCGCACUUAUAACUACAGAUGGCAGAAGCGACUAGGGAUGAAAUGUCGCGCUGUAUUCAAAACCCUCAACGACGUAAGCGUGCGGAACACUCUAAUCUUACUAAUGAGGAUUGUUAAGUUUUUCCCGAAAGUACAAGCCAUUGGCGAUGAACUGCUCGGGCACGUCAAGGCCUUUAAAGAACAGAACGAGAAGGAAGACUUGAAGACAGUCGCUACUAGAUAUUACAACGUGCUCUGUAACGUCCAAUAUCGUCAUGAGUGGUGCGAGGGCAUCCCCGACUUACAGCCGAAGCCUUUAACACCAGCAGCUCCUCUUUCCAAGCAAAAACUGCCCGCCGCGCCCCCAUCGACGGUGAGUGCCUCAAAUAACUCUUUUAACGACACGAACGGCGGCCAUGGAAAAGGCACGAGUAGUAGCCCUAACGAUAACAGUGGGAGCGACGUUACCGCCAGUAGCUCCAACGCAUAUAACGAUAGUGGCAAUCCUCCCGACGUCCACCCCGGCCACGCCGGUACAUCUGAAUCUGUGAAGCAGUCAGUUGUCAAAGCUUCCCAGGCGCCGACGAGAGAUGUUGUUCCAAGCGAAGUCCGUUCUACUGAAGAAGCCAAAAAAGAUGCAACAGGUUCCACUUUGCUUCGGAAUCCAUCCGCAACGCGGCCGUCAGCGAAGGAAAAAUCUUUUUCCCCGCCUAGUCCUUCCGAGUCUCCAACGAACUCCACUUUGGAAAAACACCCUGAAGAAAACGAAGUUCUUGGACGGCAAAGCAAAAAUCUAAAAAGAGAAAAACUCGAGAGUAAAAAUAACACGCCUUCCGAAAAAAUAGAGGUGGCUAAAGAGAGAGGAAGAGCACUUUCACGAGAGAAAAUCGAGAGAGUUGGAACGCCGUAUAGAGAAAGUGAGCGAUCCAGAGUUUUUGAAAGGAUGAAGGGGGAUCGCGAAGGAAAUAUUUAUAACGAAGCGGAGUUAUUCUCCAAAAGGCGGCACGAUGGAGCCGACGAAGUUAAAUACGCUGGCCACAAACGCCACGGUCUUGCCAAGUUCCGAACGGGAAGCACUGAAAGAGUGACACUGGUAGAAAAAAGCACCGAGCCAAGGAUUCGGGCUGCCCCGUUCCAAGUGCGCGCUGGAAGACACUCCUCGGGAACACACCGCACAGCACACGGGGGUAGAGACCUGAAGGAGAGAAAACGCUAAACAACCACAAUCAAACUUUAUUAUGUGCUGCCUCCAGGGAAUGAAGGCGAGGUUUAGCAAAAGAUACCCCAAAAAAUUUUUGCAUCGUUCUAAAUGUUCCUUGUAGCGCCCUGUUGCGAAUAAAUCCACCAAGUUUAGAUAAGACACAUGUUAACCAAAAUAAAUU
Messenger RNA from Zophobas morio, 4709 nucleotides. Its product is annotated as THO complex subunit 2-like. Gene Ontology annotation, molecular function: mRNA binding. The transcript is spliced from 42 exons. Gene Ontology annotation, cellular component: THO complex part of transcription export complex. Gene Ontology annotation, biological process: mRNA processing; mRNA export from nucleus. The coding region runs from base 929 to 4543 and encodes 1204 amino acids. Lineage: Eukaryota; Metazoa; Arthropoda; Insecta; Coleoptera; Tenebrionidae. The record is from RefSeq and is a predicted model, not a curated record.